GGGCUUGUUUCUUCUGCCCGGGUUGUGCCAGGAGUGUGAGGAGGGGCGAGGUUUCGCCCCCAAGCAGUAGAGCGGUGGAUCGAGCUCAAGCUAGAUCGAUCCGAGGAUGUGUAGGAGGAAAGACGUGAGAAAGUUUUAGCGACAGGUUUGGAGAAAAAGCACGGGGUUUGCAUACCCGUGGCAUUACUGAGUGACAUUUUGGAGCAUAGUUCCAGCGCGAACAGGCCCACCCGUUUUAUGGGAGUGACUGCAGGCUGUUCUCCACCGGGUUUCUUGGGCCGGUGCCUGAGAUGCAGGUUACAAUGGUGGUGGCCAGCUACUGGUGUCGUGAGGCCCACUCCAGACCUCCUCCACGCAGGCUGUCAUCUGCGGCUGGCUGCCGCGUGUCCACAUACGGCUGGGCUGCUUCUCCCCAGCAGCUGUAAUUUCUCUACUGGUUUAUAUCAUAAGCAGCUGUAAUUCCCACUCACAGAAGAGGCCGACCUUGGAAACUGCAGGAUGGCUAUCCAUCAUGGUAGUGUUACGGGAAUUUUUAAGGUUUAAAAAUGUCUGACCAGAGAAAUAUUGUACACAGAGCCCAUUGUAUUGAAAAACUACUGACUGAGAAUAAUUUCCAAGAUAUUGAAGAUCAUCUUAAAGAACUUGAAGAUGUUGAUAUGACUAUAGAAUGUCUUCAGGGAACAGAAGUUGCUAAGGCUGUAUACAGAGUGCUCAAGAGCUGCCCUUCAGCAGAGUUGAAAAAGAAAGCGAAGCAGUUAUUAUCAAGGUGGAAGGCGCUUUACAAGAGUAACUGUGAUCAGUCAAUGCAAGUUAAAAAGUCCAUUUCUGUGUAUGUGGAAGAGGAAAUUGAACAUCUCGGUGUAGUUCCUAGAAAGCAGACACUCUCCGAAGGACCAUGUCAGCAGCAGGCAUCAGAUGCCACUAGUUCUACAAUUUUGGUCCCAUCACAAACUGUAAAAAAUGUGCUGUGUAACGAUGCGGAAGGCAGCAUGAAUCAGCUUUCUUCUUUUGAGGAACAACACACUGAUAAUGAAGAUUCUAAACCUCAUGUUAAUGAAGCAACUCUGCAGCAAGAUCCAACGAGAGCUCUAAGAUGUAAAUGUACAGAUCUUCUUUGUAAAGCUUUGACUGGUUCUGCCAAAGACAAAGAAGAAACUGAAAAAUGGAUAGAGCUAUCUAGGGAAAUCGAAGAACGUAUUUUUGCUCUUCAUGCUAAAAAUGACAAAAAGUAUAAAAAUUGCAUCAGAAGCAAAAUAUCUAACCUGAAGAACCCUAAAAGUUGCCACUUAAAACAUAACCUUUUUUCAGGGACUUUAAGUCCAAAGGCUUUCGCUGAGAUGACAGUGAUGGAAAUGGCCAGCGAUGAACUGAAACAGCUCAGGGCUCUGUACACAGAAUCAUCUGUACAGGAACAUCAGCUUCCACAAGUUGUUAAUGGUACACAGACAAACAAAAUAAAGUGUAGGCGCUGUGAAAAAUUUGAUUGCACUGUCACUAUGAUUGCCAGAGGAACUCUUUUUCUUCCUGGUUGGGUGCGAAACACAAAUCCAGAUGAACAAAUGUUGACUUACGUUAUUUGUAACCAGUGUGGAGAACAGUGGUAUCACAGCAGAUGGAUUUGUUUGUAACGCUAUCCCUUUUUAAUAAGUGGUUUAGAACCAUAGACAUGAGAAGGUAUCUCUGUUGAAAAUGUAUAAUUUAAAAUUUUGUAUUGAUACUAUGUAGAUGCUACCACUAAAAAUUGCAAAAUCAGUUUUAAAAAAUUGCCAAGUUACUUUUGCAGAUGACUUAAAUAUGUGUUUCUAAGUAAUGUCAAUAUGUAAAGAAAUAAAAGAAAAAAGAGGAAAAAUGGUAACACUGUAUCUGAGAGUGGAAUAUUGAGUAGUAAAUUCAUUAAACAUACCCCAAUUGCUGCAGUCUUUUUCCCCAAGGUACUGAGCACUUGGAAUUUUCAUUAUCUUUAGCAGGAGUUCUUUCACAGAACAUAAAUUUCAUUUACAGAAAAGAGUUUACAAAACUGCAGUUCAUAUACUUGCAUGCACUGCAAAAUGCUCAGCAUGGAUUCACUCCUUGAUUAAACCACUUUUUGCAAGUAAGUGUUAGAUUAUUAAGUUGGUUUGAGAGGUGAUGUCUAAUAGGGAAAAAGGACUGAAAAACAGAGUUUAGAAGGGGGAGAAGGCAGCUAGCAAAUGGAAGCAAAAACGAAAAAUUGCUUUAGUUUUUUAUAGCCAUUGGGAGGAAAAUAGGACUUGUGACAAUCUAACAGUCUGCAGUUCACACUGCAAUGUGAGGCGACAUGUCCUGCAACUGUUAAGAAAUUAAUGCAGGAUCAGACAUUGAUUUAUUUCAGAAUGUAAAUAUAUUAUGAAAUUUAUCUUUAUUUAAUAAAUAAAGGCAUGAAGUUAAUAGCAGUUAAUCACUUUCUGAAUGGAUAUCCUCUCUUGAACUGGGACAUCUGUCCUGAAUAAAUUAAUGUUUUUAUAUAGUGCAGGUUACCCAGAAGAAAUUAAUAGAAGGAGAUCUAAUAACCCAAGUUUUUAUAUGUGUUUUUGUUCCAGAGUCAACAGGAUUCCUACUGGCUGUAUACUAGAAGCAUUCAUAUAUUAAAAAAUACCGCCUUA
This is a messenger RNA of Falco peregrinus (peregrine falcon), 2621 nucleotides long. RefSeq names its product transcription elongation factor A N-terminal and central domain containing (gene TCEANC). Bases 546 to 1628 code for a protein of 360 amino acids. Gene Ontology annotation, biological process: DNA-templated transcription. NCBI's taxonomy places the organism in Eukaryota, Metazoa, Chordata, Aves, Falconiformes, Falconidae. Gene Ontology annotation, cellular component: nucleus. The transcript is spliced from 2 exons. The record is from RefSeq and is a predicted model, not a curated record.